Molecule: messenger RNA, 1597 nt
Organism: Mycena citricolor
Lineage: Eukaryota; Fungi; Basidiomycota; Agaricomycetes; Agaricales; Mycenaceae
Source: the annotation of a GenBank genome assembly
CGACACCCUACCAUGUCCUGGGUCGAGGAACGCGAUGGCAGUUUCCAGCGAGACUUCGGAGACAGCGAAUACGCGCUCUUUCCUACCUCACGUAUAGCGAUCGGGGACAUGUACCUGCAUCUCAUCGUCAACGCGCCCACGCGUUACUUUCGUCCCGAACGCGUGCGCAUCGCGUGGAGUCUGAUACGGCGGCGUCACCCGUUGUUGAUGUGCAGCGUCAUCGCUGACGAGAGCUUGCCAGAGUCGCCUAGAUUCCGAUUUGUCCCGCCGCAGACCACGGAGGAUGCCCUGGAGGAGGCGAUGCGCGCUAUCCGGCAUAGCGAGGAGACGAGAGAAGAACUCUUCAGCGCAUACAUGGACGGCCCGAGGAUUCUCUCUGAUGAACGACUCUCAUUCCUUGUGAUCUCAAGCCAGGGUCCCCAAGACGUCCAUUCCAGCGAAUAUGGGAUCUUCAUGUGUGCACCUCAUUUCCUGGGCGAUGGAACUGCACUGCACUUGACAACGCACGAACUCGUCUCUCUUCUGACAUCCGGAAAGGCCGACGCAGAACUGAUGGAGGAGCUCUCUGAGCCUCGGAACUGGAUGGACGCGUUACCUCCGAGUCUGGAAUCACGCCUGCGUCCGCCGGCUUCGGCCUUCGGCAAGGCUGCAUGCAAGAUCAACUAUUUCCAGAGCUUGAGCCGUGAAAUCGGAGGGCACAGACUCCCUCGUGUCCAACGAGCUCCGAAACGAACGUUGUUUCAAGAGCAUGAAUUCUCGAGUGACAAGACGGCAUCUAUUCUUGCAAGAUGCAAGGCAAAUGGAGUCACCGUCAAUCACGCUCUCGUUGCGUUAUGCAAUGUUGCAUGGGCACGGUGCACGUCACAAACUGCCGAACUUCCCAUCCUCUUUUACACCGCUGCCAAUCUCCGACCGUAUCUCGCUCCGCACACCUCUCAAUCAUGUUGGUUCCUUGCUCUGGCCUAUUUCACCAUGACAUUUCCUGCGUUCGUCCCAUCGCACGCCAAAGGAGUCUGGCUGCGCGCCAAAUCGGCAAAGAACCAGAUGCAAGCGGCGGUGCGCUCCCCGUUGCUCCCGACACGUGCUCUUCUCUCCGCCGCCGCUCGGUCCCGCCGAUCCUCCCCGUCCUCUAAUUUUAGCCCUCCACCGGAGAACGCCGCUCUGCCAGGCAGGCCCAAAGAUAGUGCGGCUCUGUUUGGGAUAUCUCUUCUCGGUGAUUUGGAUCGGCUGUACCUGCGCAAAUUAUACGGCCCCGGUGUCAGUCUCGUCUCCAUCAGCACUGCCAGUCGGCUGAAAGAGGGCGGAUUCCUGAUGCUGGGUCAUACUUUCUGCGGGAAGCUUGCUCUCCAGAUGUAUUGGGACCAAAUGGGUUUUGUCGAGGGGGAGAUUGAGCGGUUUUGGGCCCAGCUUGCGAUGGCGGUAGAUGAAUUUCUUACUUAGCGGUGUCUUGUGCGCAGAUUCCCUGGUGUUCGAUUUUGAAAGGACGUUUGUUAUCGGCUCUGAUAGAAUACUGCAUAAUCAAAUGUAAUUAUGGGUUCCAUGCAGCACUUAAGUAUGUCAAGGCGCGCAGGCAGAUGUCAGUGCAACGAUAUCCUCG